UCUGGCAGUGCAGCGUGACAUCCAAUCACAGCAAGCCGUCUCAGGUCGCACUCGAAGUUAUCUGAAUUCCUCAAAAGCAUGGACCCGACAAGUUACGAAGAAAAUACAUCACUAACGAACACGUGCGCCCAAGAUGUGAACAACGCAUUACAAGACGGUCUGCCAGAAAUUCCAGUGGAAGUAAUGAUUAGUAAACAGAAAACAUCUAAAGCAACAUCAGAACAGAAGGAAUUAAUGUUAGAAUUUAUUCAAGAAAAUCCUGAAAUGGUGACACACAGUAGUACGGUAGAAAAUGAAAGAAAUUUGUGGGAAGAUUUGACAGAAAAGUUGAAUAUCCUCAAACCUGAAAAAACACAGGAAAAUUGGAAAGCUGCUUGGUACAGAUGGCAAGUUUCUGUGUUCAAACGCUCUGAAACAUCAUUACAUUGUUUGGAUAUAAAAUUGAAAAAGUUUUUAACCCAAUUGAAAAGUGAUUGUGAUGGAAAAAUGCUUGUCAGUCAAACCAAACCAAAAAAAAAGUUAAAUAUUGAACAGAUUGAAACUAUUCUUAAAGAUAUUGAGAAAGAAAAAUAUAGUCUUCAUCUUGAGAUAGAUGAAAAUGAAAUCAGUAUUCAGAAAUUCAAAAGUGUUGUAAAACAUCUUGAAAAUGACAAUCUUAUAAGACACAAAAGAAUGAAAAAGCUCAAUGAACGUAAAAUGUAUUUGAACACUAAACGAAGAAAAAUUCAAGAAACUGAAAUAGAGAAUAUUGAAGUUCUUGAAAAGCAACUUUUAGAUAUAGACAAACAAUUGGCAGAAAGUGAUAUGUAGUUUAUUUUUAAGUUAAGGAUAGACUAUUAAUUUUAGAAUUAAGAUAUACGAAUUAAUCUUUUUAUUUUACUGAAAAUAUUUAUACAU
This is a messenger RNA of Phymastichus coffea, 897 nucleotides long. RefSeq lists its product as uncharacterized. The record is from RefSeq and is a predicted model, not a curated record. Bases 79 to 810 code for a protein of 243 amino acids. The transcript is spliced from 4 exons. Lineage: Eukaryota; Metazoa; Arthropoda; Insecta; Hymenoptera; Eulophidae.